UUAGAUGAGGGGUAUUCUCGUCCUUUCACAGUUCCGCUGCAGAAAAAGAAAAAUAACACUCCAAAUCAGCUCACAGAGCGCACACACUGACACAGACAGAUUAGUUGCAAUAUUAUUUUUUUCUAGAGAGAGAAACGAACGGAGGAAAAAAGCAUGUCAAUUUGAACUCUCAAAUCACUUUCUCUCUCUAAAAGAAAAAACUCUAUCAUCUUUACUCAAAUUUUACCCACUGCAGUGUUUUUGAACUCAUCUCUCCAAAUCGCUAUCCGUUUCUCUCUCUCUCUCUCUACACUUGUACUGAAGUAUUUAUACAUAUUUACAUACAUUGUUUUGUAAGUAUAUACGGUGUUCCUUUGGAAGUUUGAUGCGAGCUGCAAAAAGUGAAUAGAUCUGUGAUGGCGGAGGUCUCCGGCGAGGGAGGUGUUGGUGUGGCGAUGGAGCUGAUUCCCGGAGAGACCAGCGGCAAUGCGCCGGCGCUAACGCCGCUCACGGUGUCGGCGUCGUUCAAGGAGGGUAGCAAGGGUUCGUCGUCGCGGCGGAGGGCGUCGGUACGGCCGAGCCUCGACGCUGACGAUUUUAUAAACCUGCUCCACGGCUCGGAUCCGGUGAAGCUGGAGCUCAAUCGACUGGAGAACGAAGUCAGAGAUAAGGACAGAGAGUUGGGGGAAGCACAGUCUCAGAUCAGGGCUUUGAAGUUGUCUGAGAGGCUACGCGAAAAAGCUGUUGAAGAGCUCACUGAAGAGUUGACAAAGGUGGAUGAGAAGCUCAAAUUAACAGAAUCUCUACUAGAAAGCAAGAAUCUUGAAAUUAAGAGAAUUAAUGAUGAAAAGAAGGCCUCCAUGGCAGCUCAAUUUGCAGCAGAAGCUACUCUUAGGAGAGUUCAUGCUGCUCAAAAGGACGAUGAUAUGCCUCCAAUUGAAGCUAUCCUAGCUCCACUGGAGGCUGAGCUCAAGCUUGCUCGGCAGGAGAUUGCAAAGCUGCAGGAUGAUAACAAAGCAUUGGACAGGCUCACCAAAUCAAAAGAGGCUGCUUUACUUGAAGCAGAGAGAACUGUACAGGUAGCUAUGGCGAAAGCUUCUAUGGUGGAUGAUCUCCAAAACAAGAACCAAGAAUUGAUGAAGCAGAUUGAAAUUUGUCAGGAAGAGAAUAAGAUAUUGGACAAAAUGCAUCGGCAAAAGGUUGCUGAGGUUGAAAAGCUCACCCAAACUGUACGUGAGCUUGAAGAGGCCGUGCUUGCUGGUGGUGCAGCAGCCAAUGCAGUUCGUGACUACCAGCGAAAAGUUCAGGAAAUGAAUGAAGAAAGAAAAACUCUUGAUAGGGAGCUUGCUCGGGCUAAAGUAACAGCAAAUAGGGUGGCAACUGUGGUGGCUAAUGAAUGGAAAGAUGCUAAUGACAAAGUGAUGCCCGUAAAACAAUGGCUAGAAGAAAGAAGAUUUUUGCAGGGUGAGAUGCAGCAACUCAGGGACAAGCUUACCAUAACUGAAAGAACUGCAAGAUCUGAAGCCCAGAUGAAAGAAAAAUACCAACUGCGCCUGAGGGUUCUUGAAGAGACUUUGAGAUCUCCGAGCACAGCAACUCGAGGUGUGCCGGAUGCAAGAAGCUCAAGCAAUGGUCCUUCACGUCGCCAGUCACUUGGUGGAGCUGAAAACAUUUCGAAAUUGACUUCCAAUGGAUUUUUACCAAAGAGAUCACCAUCGUUUCAACUCAGAUCUUCUAGCAGCAGUACAGUGUUGAAACAUGCAAAAGGGACAUCAAAGUCCUUUGAUGGUGGUUCAAGAUCUUCGGACAGGAGUAAAGUUCUCUUAAAUGGGUUAGGACCGAAUUUCAAGCAAAGCCAGUCCUGUGAUGGAACCAAGGAAACCGAGACACAAAGUAGUACAUGGAAAGCAGAGGAAAAAGGCAGUGAUAUACAAGUUACUGACACAGAGGAUACCGUACCGGGUUUGUUAUACGAUCUACUACAGAAAGAGGUGGUUGCGUUGAGGAAAGCUGGUCAUGAAAAGGAUCAGGGCCUCAAAGACAAGGAUGACGCAAUUGAGAUGUUAGCAAAGAAGGUAGAAACUCUGACCAAAGCGAUGGAAGUCGAGGCCAAAAAGAUGAGAAGGGAGGUGGCUGCUAUGGAGAAGGAGGUGGCUGCAAUGCGAGUGGAUAAGGAACAUGAUAGUCGAGCCAAACGACUUGGGAAUCCGAAGAGUUCAAUGAACAGUUCUCAGUUGCUCCCCGCAAGGACUGUAUCAAGAACUGGAUUGACCCGCAGCACACAAUAACAGAUAAUCAUGCCCGCAGCAGCAGCAUCAAGAACCGUUCAACAGCUAAAACUCGUAUUGCUUCCUUUUUUUAUCCUCCCCAAUUUCUAAAUUUACCCCCUUCUUUUUUUCUUCACUGUUGUUUUUAUAAUCGUAACAAGCAUGCCAAUGGCUCUUUGGUUGUGGCAAGAGAACGAAAAAAAGAAAAAAAAGAAAUUCGUGACAAAGACGAUGAAAAAUCUGGUGGAAACUGAUUGGUGUGCUUCUGACUUAGACUAUAAUCCCUCUGCUUAGAAAAUCAGUAAGAAACAUAUGAAGAUAUCAAAGUUGAGCUAACUUUUCGGGCAGACAUAUUUGAGUGGCACUCUCUAAUGUGUUGUAUAGGUAGUAGCUUUUAUCGGCUUAUCCUUCGCCUUCGCCCCCACACAUUUGUCGUUUUUUUUUUUUUAUCGGUUUGCAGUCUAUAUUUGAAAUCUGCAGUUAGUGUGAUUGGUAUUUGUUGAGGUUUGUCAAUAUUUUUUUUUUGUUCAUCUGUAUUCUAUAAUCUAUGCCCCUUAUGUUUUUUUA
Molecule: messenger RNA, 2813 nt
Organism: Erythranthe guttata (spotted monkey flower)
Lineage: Eukaryota; Viridiplantae; Streptophyta; Magnoliopsida; Lamiales; Phrymaceae
Product: microtubule-associated protein 70-2
Biological process (GO): cytoskeleton organization
Molecular function (GO): microtubule binding
Source: RefSeq, a predicted model, not a curated record